Molecule: messenger RNA, 1317 nt
Organism: Hirsutella rhossiliensis
Lineage: Eukaryota; Fungi; Ascomycota; Sordariomycetes; Hypocreales; Ophiocordycipitaceae
Product: glycerol-3-phosphate dehydrogenase [NAD(+)]
Exons: 3
Coding region: 1-1317 (438 amino acids)
Biological process (GO): glycerol-3-phosphate catabolic process; carbohydrate metabolic process
Cellular component (GO): cytosol; nucleus; glycerol-3-phosphate dehydrogenase (FAD) complex
Molecular function (GO): NAD binding; glycerol-3-phosphate dehydrogenase [NAD(P)+] activity
Source: RefSeq, a predicted model, not a curated record
AUGCUGCCAUCGCCGGUCCUGCGCUCCCUGAACCGUCGUCUGCGCAUCUCGUCGUCCCCGCUCUGCUCGACCGCCGGCAACAUGGCUGGCUCCGUGCUCCUCGGCGGGCAUGAAAAGAAACACAAGGUCACCAUUGUCGGAUCGGGCAAUUGGGGCUCAACCAUUGCCAAGAUUGUCGCCGAGAACACGCGGCAGCACAAGAACCUCUUCGAGGAGCAGGUCCAGAUGUGGGUGUACGAGGAACAAGUCCAGCCCCAGAAGCUCACCUCCAUCAUCAACAACCACCACGAAAACGUAAAGUAUCUGCCCGGCAUCACCUUGCCCUCCAACAUCGUCGCCAACCCGUCCCUCGUCGACGCCGUCCGCGACUCCACCAUCCUCAUCUUCAACCUGCCUCACCAGUUCAUCGGCAACGUCUGCAGCCAGAUCCACGGCCACAUCCUGCCCUAUGCCCGCGGCAUCAGCUGCAUCAAGGGCGUCAACGUCUCCGACGAUGCCGUCAGCCUCUUCAGCGAGUGGAUCGGCGACGGCCUCAACAUCUACGUCGGCGCCCUGAGCGGCGCCAACAUUGCCAGCGAGAUUGCCGCCGAGAAGUGGUCCGAGACGACCGUCGCCUACGACCCGCCCCCCAUGGACAGUCGGGCGCCCACCCCGCGCUCCGGGAGCCCACUGCCCAGCCCGGGCUUCACCGUCACGGAGGUCCCCGACGGCCAUCACCGCGACGCCCGUGGCCGUACCUCCAAGGUCCGGCUCACGGGGGUGCCCUCGACCUAUCCCCCGCUCGACCACGAGUGCUUCCGCAUGCUCUUCCACCGCCCCUACUUCCACGUCCAGAUGGUCUCGGACGUGGCCGGCGUCUCCCUCGGCGGUGCCCUCAAGAACAUUGUCGCCCUGGCCGCCGGCUUCGUCGACGGCCGCGGCUGGGGCGACAACGCAAAGGCUGCCAUCAUGCGCAUCGGCCUCAUGGAGAUGGUCAAGUUUGGCAAGGAGUUUUUUGGCGAGACGGUUCAGAGCGCCACCUUUACCGAGUCCUCGGCCGGCGUCGCCGAUCUCAUCACGUCGUGCUCCGGCGGCCGCAACUUCCGCUGCGCCCGCAAGGCCGUCGAAAAGGGCAUCACGGUCGACGAGGUCGAGUCCCAGGACCUCAACGGCCAGAAGCUGCAGGGAACAACGACUGCCUACGAGGUCAACAGCUUCCUCAAGGCACGCGGCCUUGACAAGGACUAUCCUCUCUUUACCGCCGUCAACGACAUUCUGCGUGGCACCAAGCAGGUCGACGACAUUCCCCAGCUGGUGGCUGCUGCAGACGAUGGCUGA